This is a messenger RNA of Oxyura jamaicensis (ruddy duck), 6499 nucleotides long. It is a transcript of the gene SLC16A14, whose product is annotated as solute carrier family 16 member 14. Gene Ontology annotation, molecular function: monocarboxylic acid transmembrane transporter activity. The record is from RefSeq and is a predicted model, not a curated record. Lineage: Eukaryota; Metazoa; Chordata; Aves; Anseriformes; Anatidae. Bases 771 to 2114 code for a protein of 447 amino acids. The transcript is spliced from 7 exons. Gene Ontology annotation, biological process: monocarboxylic acid transport; transmembrane transport.
ACCCAACGGCCAUUAAAACCUUGACACCGGCUGCUUUUAUUGGAUUAUAUCCUCUGCCUCUGAUGCGUAUUUCUGGCGAUAACCUGUGCGGCAAUAAACUUCAUCCAGCCACCAGAGUGUGCAUGUGAGAGGACUGCAAAUCUCCUCAGCCAAACCAGAAUUAGCCGGUAUCGCAGGAAUGAAAGAGCGUGGAGAUUUGAAAUCGCGGGGAAUGGAAGCCAGACGGAGCAGAGGGCGAGCCGCCGGGGGAGCAGCAGCCCCGAGCCCGGCCCCGGGCUGCAGCAGCAAAUAAACACCCCGGCGAGGCCGAGCGCAGCCGGGCGCAGGUCGACGGCGGCGGGGAGCGGAGCUGCGGCGGCUGCGGGGCCCAGCGCCAUGCCGGCCGGGGCGGCGGCGCGGCCGGGGCCCGGCGAGUUUCUCUAGGAUUUCACAACUGCUAAGAGCCUCUUGGGCUUCUCUGACUUCCGUGAUACUGUGUUCGUGGCAGCACUGUGCUGUGGGAAGAGAACUGAGGGCAGGAAAACAUACAUCUCAACAUACAUCUCAAAACUAGUUUCCUCUGAAAAAAAUACAGUAAUUCAACCCACCUUGAAGAUUUCCUUUUUUGAUUCCAAGCUUUAUUCACUAGAACACAGUCACAUAAUCUUACUGGGACAGCAGAAGGUGAUACACAGAAGGAAUAUACAGAGAGAGACCAGUCUUUUUCUGUGACCACAGUCAACCCAUGAAGAGUGAGUGCUCUCAGCCACAUACAAAGUACUGUGGAGAAAAUGUAUGCUAGUCGAGAGGAUAUUGGAUACGAUUUUGGAGAUGACUCAAAAGUUGGAAGGCCUUUCAUUGGUUUAUUCAUUACCAUGUGUGGGUGCCGCAAGACAGCAAUAAUUGGAGGGAUAUUGAAUGCCCUAGGCUGGAUAUUGAGUGCCUAUGCCUCAAAUGUGCACUACCUCUUCCUUACAUUUGGAGUGACAGCCGGUGUUGGUAGUGGCAUGGUUUAUCUGCCUGCGGUGGUCAUGGUAGGACAGUAUUUUCAAAAGAGAAGAGCACUUGCGCAAGGACUGAGUACCACAGGAACAGGGUUUGGAGCUUUUUUAAUGACAGCCUUACUGAAGUAUCUCUGCAGGGAAUUUGGGUGGAGGAAUGCCAUGUUCAUUCAAGGUGCAAUCUCCCUCAACCUUUGUGUCUGUGGGGCACUUAUGAGACCACUAUCCCACAAAGAUGUUAAUGAAAAAUAUGUUGUGAGAAGUAAUGGUGAAAAUAAUCAGGCAAAAGCUCUGUCCCAUUCUGCAGAGACUUUAAAAUCUAAUGGAAUCCUCAGUGAAGAAACAGGCAAAAAAGAAGAGGCAACAAAUGAAGAAGUGCUUGACAGUGUUAAGCACAUAGAAACUGAAGGUAAAUCUAGAAGUGGAAAGAGUAUGUAUGGACUGCUCAUUCUUAAGACAGCGAGCCAGCUGACGGUUACGGUCAGGAAGGGCUUUGGAAUCUGGUACUCCAGUUACUUUGGAGCUGCAUCGUUGUUUACCAACAGAGUAUUUGUGGCCUUUAUAAUUUGGGCUUUGUUUGCCUAUAGCAGCUUUGUCAUUCCCUUUAUUCAUCUUCCAGAGAUAGUCAAGCAGUACAAUUUAUCUAGUCAGAACAAUAUAUUUCCAUUGACGUCCAUUAUUGCCAUUGUGCAUAUUUUUGGUAAAGUGAUCCUUGGAAUCAUCUCUGAUUUCCCUUGCAUCAGCACUUGGAAUGUCUUCCUCAUGGCUAACGUCACCCUGGUCACCUGCAUUCUUACUUUGCCACUAAUGCAAACAUACAUUAGUCUGGCUGUGAUUUGUGCUCUAAUAGGAUUUUCUAGUGGCUAUUUUUCCCUAAUGCCUGUUGUGACUGAAGAUUUAGUUGGAACUAAACAUCUUGCAAAUGCCUAUGGCAUCAUCAUCUGUGCCAAUGGAAUAUCUGCAUUGCUUGGACCACCCUUUGCAGGUUGGAUCUAUGACAUCACACAUAAAUAUGAUUUUUCAUUUUACAUAUGUGGCUUGCUGUACCUGGUGGGAAUAUUAUUUUUAUUUAUUCAACCUUAUAUUGGAAAGAAACAACCACGAGAAAAGUCUACUGAAGAGGAACAAGUAUAGAACAAAUUUCAGACUUUUUUAUAGAAUUUAUUUCUUUCCGUGUUUCUAUUAUAUGGCAGUAUAAAGCUGAAACCAACCACACUGAAUUGUACUUAAGUGAAAAGAAAAUGUGCUCUAAAAUGCUAAUAAAUUAUUAGAAAUAUGCUUUUAAAAUGACUUAAGAUCUUUUACUUCAAAACUAACAAAUAUAGAGAAUAAAAGCACACUGACAGUCUUGUAAAAUUGGAUCAGUGCUAGAAACCUUUAACCUUAAUUCUUUUAACUUUUCACCACUAACCAUUGGUGAAACUCCACUGACUGCAGUGCAGUUACUCCUGAUUUACACUAGUCCUACAAUCAAAUUUGAUCAGGAUACGAAUGAUUUAUAAAAAUCCUUCCUAUUAUGUAUUCUAUCUGAUAAAAGAUUAGUUAAUAAAUAUUGGAAAAUGACUGUAUGUCUUACCUGGCUAGUGCUGCUGAAAUGCUAGUAUAUACUUCAAUUAAUUCAAUGUAUUGAAAUUUGCAAUGCAAAGCUGAAGAAAAGUUCUUAGAUUUUUCUGAAAGGAUUCUCUACUUCAAGGUUUUUUAGUUUUAGCUUUAGUUUUUUUUUAAUUUAUUUUUAUUUUUAUUUCUAUUUUUAUAUAUCAACUGCAUGAUAAAGUAGCCAUCCUCAAUACAUGGGCUGCAUUAUAAAUGCUCUGACACUAAAUGCACCUGAAGUAAAACAAACAUAAAAGCAAAUACAGAGAACUGACGGAAAAUAUUAAUUUGAUUCUUCUACAGAAAUGAUAAGCAGCAACAUUUCUGAUGAUCUGUUCCACUAGUUGCACAUGCAUGAGUUGCCACAUUGAGAUAGAGCAAUUUCUAAUUUCAGAUUCAACUACUUCAAUAGUUAUUCACAAUUUAUAUUGAUGUAACUGAGAAUUUGUACCUGUGUAUAUACAGUCUUCUAGUUUUGCUUACGAGAUUUAGCUAUAUUACUAUGAACCACAUCCAAUGUCAAUUGCCAUAGUUGUAUUAACUGACCUAAAGCUGCUGCUGAUCAUACCUCUAUCAGGUACAGAGACACCUGAGAUGAGAAAAAAUACCUUCUGUAUUUUUACAGGCAUGCUUUGGAAAGUUAAACUUUGUCUGACUCGUUUGCAGUGUUUUAGAAUACAGGAAUAAUUUACUUAAAUGCACAAUGGCUCCUUUAUCAUAAAAAUACCUGGAAAUUAAGAGAAAAUUAAGAGAGAAAAUCUUUUGUUAUGGUAUAUCCAGGUUCUUAAGCCUGCCUUAUGGUUUGAUACCUUACAGUGGAAGCAUCCCACCAUGAUUCCAAAGACUGGAGGAUAUUUCCAGAAGCAGUUUGAAGUUUCUGUCUGCUUUCUGGAUGGGACAGGUAAAAGUAUUAAAGAAACGGAGCUGGGCAAAAUGGGCCAAAUAUAGUUUUAGAAAGAACUGGACUACAGCAUGUUAAGUUUUGUUACAAUUAAUUUUAGAACAAAAAUAUUGAAUUAUGAUCACUUGUGUUGCUGUAUAUGAGCACACCACGAACUGUCUAAGACUGGUCAUGUUUUAGAUGAUUAUUCACUAGAAAAUCAGAUAAUGCAAAGCAUGGAAGAACUAAGACAAUGCAAAAUAUUUAAGGAAAUUUUCUUAAACAAUGUUAAGCAUCUGGUAAUCAAUACAGAAUAUUUUGUAUGAUUCUACAAGACAUCAUACAUCACAGCUUUGAGAGGUGAGGCUGAUAUUAAUUUUCCUAUAUCAAUUUUUUUUUUUUUUUCUUGCUAGCUUUAUGAAUAUUUUUUCAUGACAAAUCAAGUUCUUGGUUUAAGACUAAUACAUGCUGCUAGAAUUCAGGAACAAAUGGUAUUAUUCACUUAUAUUGAAGAAAUACUGGCACACAGUUCAGUAUGAAAGAUAGCACUAUACAGACAUUUUCUGUAGCUGCAAGGUUGGUUAAAAAAAGAGAUCUGAGCCUCAAACCCCAUUGUUCUGUAUUGCAAUUCACCAACUUAGUUGCACUUUUACAACUGUUGGCAGGGGCAUGCUUUGAAAUAGGUCACUGAAGUGAACAAAGUUAAACAUAAAACCCUUAAGAAAAAACAAACUACGUUAAGAUCAGUUCUCUGAUACAAUAUUUAUGGCCUGUAAAAUUGUCAUUACAACAACUGAGAUGGCAGUGAACUGCAACAUGUGGUGUGAACAAGCAGCCAGUAAUUUCUUAAAAUCAGCUUUUUUUGCUGGAGAAAAUUUUCCUAUGAAGUUCACUGACAUCAGUUCUUUAGUUACAGGUUUAGUUACAGGUUUGUCUUGGUGUGAAUGCUGCUACUAGCUUAUCAGCUAUCUUUCAUUGGUGAAGGAGAUAUAUUAAAGUGAUGAUUUACCUCAUUUUUUUGAAAAUUAUGUACCUGUUAUACUUAAAGCUUCACUUUGCCUUUAGUUAAAAUCAACUUUGCAUAUUACUGUAAUGAAUAAUAUGUUGUUCACUUAUAUCUGCAACAUUAUCUUCUUAUAGAAGUCCUUAAUGGACUGUAUAAUGGAAAUAAACUUACAUUACCCAAAAAUUCACUUUCUGUUCAUUUACUGAUUAAGUUAAUUUCUUAAACAUAAAAAUGAGGAUUCUCCUGAAAAAUGUUUGUUCUCAUUUCUGGUAACAGAAGGGACAGAUACAUGAUUGUUUAAAGAGGCAGGAAGGCAGGCUGACAAAUCAGAGUGAAAUCAGGAUUUUAAGAAAUAUUAACUCAGUCUAUAUUGGCUAGCAUAGUUUCUGAACCUGAAACUGCCUAAAUCUGUUUUGAUGUCACAACUUAACAAAAAAGUAAUUGGUGGUAAAUUUACAGAAAGUGAGAAUAAAGGGUCUGCUGCUUAGUAGCUCUGUUCACAUGCCAUAUUUCUUAAAAACAUCUCUAAAGCGAAGUUACCCUUUACAGUGUUUUAUUACACAGAACAGAAAUUUCAUGAAUACAGUAUUUUAUGCACAUCAGAAAGUUUUUUCAUUGUCCUGAAAGAAAAUAGUCACAAGGAGGAAAGAAUGUGUUAAUUGUUUAAUGUGAAAAUUAAAAAAACUUAAAGAACUAUAAUCAACAAAUUCUUCAAGAAUAUUGAUAUGUAGUUGUAGGACAAAAUAUUGUAAAUAUAAAUUAACAAUUAUAUUGUAAGAACUUAAACGCAGCUUUAUAAAGAUAUAAAAUUAUACAGAAACACUAUUUUUAAUGAAUUUACAAAAUUCUUAUUUAAUACUUGACAUUUAAAAAAAGUUGUAAACAUACGCGUUUAAACACCCUUCAGAUAUUACACUUAUAUGAAAAUACUGCAAUCACUGUUUUUAAUGCUCAGAUCUUAAGUCUAAUCAACGACAAAUGGUGUCUUAAUCAAUCAGUACUUUCAGAGCAACAAUACUUAGCCUCUUAAUUAGUGAAGCUGAUUGUUGUGGUAAGGCUAUAAUUCAGUAAAAACUGCUUUCAGUUUAAAGUACUCUUAACUAGCCAUCGUUACAGUUUCAUAAGAUAGCAGAUGUCUCCUAUCAAGUAUACAACUCCACCAAUGGAAAUCAAAUACUCUUAGAAGUUCCUGCAUCAGCAACAUCAAGGAAAACUUCUGCCUCAAGGAAAACAAAACAAAACAAAACAAAACAUGAUUUUGAUGGAUUGUGCAGGAUGAGGAGGAUGAGGAAGACCAUUUGAUUGAUACCCUCAGUCACCAAAGAAGAUUCUUCCUGUUGAAAAAAUGAUUAUUUGCUUGAAAUUUAGAUAAUAAUUUAAAAUAAUUCAAAAUACAUCAAACUCUGGAACUAGCUACAUGUUACGCACCCAUAACUGUUGAAAAUUUACCAUGGUGGACAGGAAAAUCCUCGGCAUUCACCAUCCACUUUUGUAGGACAACAAGAUUGCUGACUCUCUGCCCUAUUCUGUAUAGGUAAUGAUACAAAACAAAAUACAGAAGUCAGAAGGAUGAAGUACAAAGGAACCACCACCUCUUCUAUUGUUAGUAUCUUACAACGCUGCGGAUAAUACAAUUUCAGGAUGUCUAAUAUGUUAAAGGUUGUAUUAUUUACGUGUUGCUUCUAGUAAGACGUUUUGUUGUUACUCUUUUAAUCCUUUAAUUUGCUUUCUCUAAUAAGGAAGAAAAGUCAGCACGUAUGACCUGACAAAUAGCAAGCCCACACCUUACAAUGGUUAUGUCGAUGAAAAAUGCAUCUUUACUCAGCUUCUUGGUUUUAAGCAUCUUGUUUUUGCCUCCUCCUUCAGAGCUGCAGCCGUAGCUGAAUUCUGUUUGUGGAGAAAAAAUGUUUCCAGCCCAUUUCCAGUGCAAGUUCUUUCAUUUCAGGUGUAAUUGUAUCAUACAAGUUCUCCACAAUUUUUUCGCAUCGUGCACUAUUGUUACAUAUCUAGUUGUAAGAGAAAGUAAAAGGCCUGAAUUCA